AUGUGUACCAUACUUCGAUAUGAGGCCUACCUGCACUUCACUCACCGUCCAUCACUCGACGUUUCCGGUACAGCUUGUUCAGAGAUCGACGGGCGAGCAAGGGCUCCGCUGUUAGUUAGGAGGACAGCAGAGCAGGGCGUCGAUUGUACCGAAAUUUUCGAACCAAUCCAAAGCUUCCGGGACAUCUUCCGCCCAAUAACGGCUGUUGUAAUAUGGAUAAGGAGAGAAUAG
This is a messenger RNA of Morchella sextelata, 231 nucleotides long. RefSeq lists its product as uncharacterized. Bases 1 to 231 code for a protein of 76 amino acids. NCBI's taxonomy places the organism in Eukaryota, Fungi, Ascomycota, Pezizomycetes, Pezizales, Morchellaceae. The record is from RefSeq and is a predicted model, not a curated record. The transcript has 4 exons.